AUGAUAAGUAGUGAAACUAGUAGUAAUGACAACAACAACCAAGAUCAAACAAGUUUAAAAUCAUUGAAUGAAUAUAUUGUAUUGAAUCAAACCGAUCUAUUCAUCCAAAGAUUUGUUUUCAACAUUGUAUUAUCAUUAUUUAUUUGUCUAUGUAUUACCAACAACCAUGACAUUCAACCUGUAAACUCUCAAGUAUUAUCUUCAUCAGAGUUAAGUUCGGCACAAUGGAUCGUUCAACAAUACCAACUGUCUGUAGCACAAGACUCGAACUCUAUGUGUAUUAGUUCAUUUUUUAAAUGUGGUACUGGUACUGACGGAGCAUUUCACUUGUUAGCAGUUAAUGUACAACCUAGGAUAUUACAGCCAUCAGGAACACCAUCAAACACGUUGGUAUCACUUGAUCUGUCACAAGUAACAUCAAUCGUAUUUCAACCAUUCACUAGUAUUGUCACUGAUCCAUCACUUGACAUUAUGAGCAAAUUAAAGAAUAUGCCACUCUUACAAUCAGCUCAAUUUAUUCAUGACACCACUUUUACAACCAUUCCAAAUGAUUUCAUGAUUGGUAAACCUAUCCUAAACAGAAUAAAAAUUUGGAAAACCAAGACCCAAAGUCCAACAAAAGUUCUCAAUAGUCGAAAGAGCCCAAAUCCAUUCAGAGGGAUGAGCACUUUGGAUAAUAAAUAUUGUGAAUCAAAGGACUAUGAAGUGUCUGGAUUUCAAUGCGGUACUGAUCUAGCUAUCUCUAGUUAUAAUGAAUGGGAUGGAACCAUGGCUAUUUGUUGCACACCAUUAUCAAACUUGAAUAACUAUUUACCAUCCAUUUCAGGUAAUAAAUGGGGCCUGUUCAACAUUAAUGGAUGGACACAAGAGUUUAGUAGUAUGACGAAAGAAAACAAAAUUACAAACACCCAUGAAAAACUAGCCAUACCCGCUUUAUCUGACCCGAAUCAUCCCAAUGGAAAUCUUCUUUGUCUUGGAGAUUCAAAUCGAUCUCCCUCACAGUUCAAUCAUGCAGGAAAUAUUAUUGAAAGAAAAGUUCGUUGGAUACGAUGUGUACCGAAAACUGGAAUUGGACCAACCGGCUUGGUGGGCCCAGCCACCAACCCAGCCGGAAUGUCAAACAAGAGCCAUUGGGGUUUUCACACCAAAUCUCUUAUUUAUCUGUCAGAAAAGAGUGAACGAAAAAAUAGGUUUAGUACGACCGAAAUUUCUCGUGUAUUAAAUUCGGAUAGUGAAUGGGAUCCGCAUGAAUGGGAUUCUGCGGAUGAUUAA
Cavenderia fasciculata is the source of this 1272-nucleotide messenger RNA. RefSeq lists its product as uncharacterized. The record is from RefSeq and is a predicted model, not a curated record. The coding region runs from base 1 to 1272 and encodes 423 amino acids. The transcript is spliced from 7 exons. Lineage: Eukaryota; Evosea; Eumycetozoa; Acytosteliales; Cavenderiaceae.